GGAGGGAGGGUGGAUGACGGCGAGAGUGUGUCAGAGCCACACACACACACGCUCGCUCGCGCACAGCUUUAUUGAGACAGGAGGGGACAGAGUCAGACGUGAAGAAGAUGAUGCGGAGCGAGAGAGCAGGAAAGAAUGACUACUGAGCGGGUGGCUCGUCCUUGUUCACAAACCGGCUCUCGCUGAGACACCAUGGGCUGCAUCGGCUCCCGCACCAUCACGGCGGAUGCAGUUCCUGUUCGGAAAGAUGGGGAGCAGCAUGGACGUGCCGAGUAUUCCUGGGAAGGAAUCAAUCUGUCUAUGGAGGACACCACCUCGAUUUUGCCUCGUCUAAAGCGAAACUCAGACUCUUACGGGAUUGGAGCUCUGGCUAAGUCCUCUCUGUCAGGUGUGUCAGGGGUAACUAGAUCGAUGAAGGAUAAAGUGACCAAGCCCACCGCUAUGGCUCAGGGUCGUGUGGCACAUAUGAUCGAGUGGCAGAGCUGGGGCAUACCAUCAGCAGGGCCGGAAGGGGGAGCGGGUCGUUCCAACCUGGUCCGCGAGAGGGAAAGACGGCUCGAAAAUGAUGCUUAUAGUGACUUGAGCGAUGGGGAGAAAGAGGCGAGAAUGGCAGCAGGAAUCAUGCAGCAGUUUGCCAUAUCCGAGGCAACACUGUCAGCCUGGAACUCAAUGUAUGGAGAGAGUUUCUGUGCAGACUCCAACCAGGGCAGUGUUGCUCACCUCAGUGAAGUCAACCAGGAGAGCAUCACCAGCAGAGACCAGCCAUUGCAUCAUUCCUCUGCAGAAGUGUGGCCUCGCACCUACGUCUCCCAUGGCCUUUACUGCCUCUCCUCCUCUGAUGCAUGGGAGCCAAUCAGCAACGAGCCCUCGGGCGUGGCUUCACCUGCCGCAGGCUCCUACAUAAUGGCGGGCGGGGCUUCGGGUGAGGGUUACGAUGGCUCCGCCCACUACCUGACGCAGCAGCAGCUGACGUUGCAGCAGCAGAACCACCUGCAGCAGCUGCAACAGUAUCAGCAGCAACAGCUCCUGCAAUACCAACAGUCAUUGGAACAUCGACUGCACAGCACCUCCCACUCCUUACAAGCCACGCCCAACAGCACUAUCCAUAGCCUGGGCCCACCCACUCACCCGAGACUGGCUGACUUGUGGGCCGCAGCACAGGUGGAGCCCCAUCAAAUGGAAAUGAUGGCAGAAAUGGGAAUGGCGGAAGUUUAUGCGGUAGAAUCCACUGCGGAGACUGAAUGCAUCCCUGAGCAGAGAGAGGAGGAGGAAAUUAAGGAGGAUAUAACAUUAACACUCAAACCCGAGCUGACAUCGGUAACUCCCGCCCUAACCCCUCCACCACAGAGAGAAGACUCCACCCCACCUAGGGGCAUGAGCCCGGAGCAAGCACCAGCAGAGCCAAUGGCUGAGCACAUGGCCUACGAGGUCACAUCCUGCGUCGUCCAAUCGCUGGAGGAAGUGGAAGUGGAGAAUGGGGCUAUUGUUGUUGUGGCAACCAACUGACAGUUCAGAUUUACUGAGAGCGAGCAAAGGACACACUGAGAAAAAAAAACCUUACCGUCUGUGAAAUAACCAACCAGUUACGCUAUUCUAUACGCCAUUUUACCACAGAUAUGUACUCGUGUGGACUGUCACACGUGGUGGAAGAACUUUGCUGUAACGGGGACAGAUUUAUUCUUUAUUUAACAGUGAUGGAGCGCAAGGUGGAAGAAUGCACUGGGGCCCAUAUAGAGACUAAACGCGUGGGAGCGCAAAGCCGACAUGUUGCUGCUGCUGCAGAACGCUGGAGGUUUAUAGGCGAGAGA
Molecule: messenger RNA, 1808 nt
Organism: Triplophysa rosa
Lineage: Eukaryota; Metazoa; Chordata; Actinopteri; Cypriniformes; Nemacheilidae
Gene: fam131ba
Product: family with sequence similarity 131 member Ba
Exons: 9
Coding region: 193-1506 (437 amino acids)
Source: RefSeq, a predicted model, not a curated record